Molecule: messenger RNA, 3299 nt
Organism: Melanaphis sacchari
Lineage: Eukaryota; Metazoa; Arthropoda; Insecta; Hemiptera; Aphididae
Gene: dysc
Product: whirlin
Exons: 18
Coding region: 602-3148 (848 amino acids)
Cellular component (GO): stereocilia ankle link complex; stereocilium tip; cilium
Molecular function (GO): protein binding
Source: RefSeq, a predicted model, not a curated record
UGAAAGCGAACGGGGCGACCCAUAAAAAAUAAAAAAACAAAACAAAACAUAACUGAAACAAGGUAAAAUAAAACGGAAUGUUUUCUCCGGAAAAAGUACGUUCACAUAACGCAUAUUCGUUCGUAUAUUGUCGUGUUCAUAAUUAUACUGUAAUACUAUCAUUGUCGUAGUCGUCAUCGCGAAAAACGAAUAAUUUAUACGUGAUUAUUACGGUUAUAUAUAAAUGUGUAAUUUAUACAAAUCGACCUGCAGUGUAUAUCUGUUUACUUAUCGUCGUUCUCACGCGCGUUUCUCGAACAGCAAAUUUUGUAAGACGAUCGAACGGCACGCGCUAAGUAACUUCGUGUGAUUUCAUCGUAAUUUCCGCCGGUUAACCGUACCGCGUGCGAAAACCCUUAAUAGCGGCGGCGGUGGCGACGGUGGCGACGACACAACGACGCGACAGGACAAGAUCAGAACUCGGCGGCGUCACUCUUUCACCGACUACACCCCGAUAAACUGGCAUCGUGUAUCAUGUCUUCCGUCUACAACUACGUGAAUCGUUCUGUUUGGUAUUUUGGUGAACCAAUUAGUACUUACAAGUGUUUUGUGUAAUGGGAAAAUGAUGCUUGGAGGAUGGGGUCGAAGUCCUGGGAGCAGUGGAUCCGUCCCGCCGUCAGGACAACGUACUGGUCACCGACUAUUGCCAUUGCCAUUCAACAGAUCAGGAGGCGGCAGUGGAAGCGGCGGAAGCGGUGGUAGAGCUGCCGAAGCUGAAGAUGUCAUGGGACAUUAUGGAAGAAAUAAAGGCGGUGUAAACAAAAUACGAACGGGUCUGUAUUAUUCUCCACCAGGUACAUCUUAUACAAUACUCGAAAAGCCACCAGCCGCCUCACCUCCACCACCACCCCCUAGAGCAACAUAUCUAAGGGAAUCAUCAGCUGGCGUAUCUGGACAAAAUCACCCAGGCACUGGUAGCAAUAGUAAUCGUUCUAAUAAUGCCAGUUCACGUGGAAGUUCUGGAAAAAAAAGGCCUAUUUCUCCAGAACAAGUUCUUAAAAUGUUUGCAGCACCCAAUUACAACGCAUCUUCUUCGUAUCAUGUGUCUAACGUUAAACCACAAUCACCUCCACCUCAUGGUUCAAACACAUCGCAACCGCACAACACAUCAUCUACAAUACAUAAUGAUAAUCUUACAGUACGUACGAUAUCGAUGUCAAGACCAAAUGCAACAUCAGGAAGCCCAUCCAACCAAGGAUUUGGUAUUUGUGUUAAAGGAGGUGCAGACGAAUCAAACGUUGGAGUGUAUAUAUCACGGGUAGAAGAAGGAAGUAUAGCCGAGAGUGUUGGUCUUAAGCCUGGAGAUUCAAUUUUAGAAGUAAAUGGGAGGCCAUUUUCAACUAUAUCACAUGAAGAGGCAUUAAAAAUUUUUAAGACAUAUCGUCAAAUUACAAUGACCGUAAAAUGUCCAUCGCCACCUCAAUCAAUGCCCGUCAUGCACAAAAAGGACGACGAUGAGAACACUAAUCAAGACGAUGCGUGGGGAUUGACCAGAACGUAUUCAUGGAUUAAUCGUAAAGGUCAACCAGUCUCACCUCCAUUAGAAUAUGCCAAACCCAUUUCUCCUUACUCAAAAUGGUCCUAUACUCGUUCAUCCAAAGAUAAAAUAAGAAAAGUUGAAUUGGUGAUUGAACCAGGACAAAGUCUUGGUUUGAUGAUUAGAGGCGGAACUGAAUAUAAUUUAGGUAUUUUUAUAACUGGUAUCGAUAAAGAUUCUGUUGCAGAUCGAUCUGGACUUAUGAUUGGUGAUCAAAUUUUGGAAGUAAAUGGUCAAUCUUUUUUGAAUUUAUCACACGAUGAAGCAGUAAAUCAAUUAAAAUUUCAAAAGCAAAUGACACUUACUGUGAGAGAUGUCGGUAAAGUUCCUCAUUCAUGCACAACAUACAAUCCAGAUACAAAUUGGAAUCAUUCCAUAGACAAUGCAGACGGUGCUUUGAAGUUAGGGACAUCUGCUGCAUCUCAAAUGGUAGAGGAAAAAGCUCGAAUUUUGCUGACGAAAAAUGAAUUUAAUACUUUACGGUAUUAUUUGGACGAGUAUUCGUGUUCUCGAAUGUCUAUUGACGCAUUUAUAACUAUACUUUUCGAAUUGCUCAAUACAACUGAUAAGUUUACGCUGUUGACGGAAUUGCGCGAACUAAUAGGUCCCUCAGAUCGAGACCGUUUUGAUCAAUUGGUAUAUAGAAGAGGACGGGAAUCCAGAAAAACACACUCCCGAAAACUUGAUGGUUUUAAUUCAAAUAUACCUGGAGGUCAAAAUAAAGGAUUUGAUUUCCCUAAUGAAAAUUCUGGGAUGGAUAUUGGGACUACCGAGUAUUCAAAUUCAAAUUAUAGGACUAGCAAUGAUAGAAAAUCUGAAGGAAAACAUUCUCCGAUGAAAACUGAUGAACAGUCGCAUAAGGAUAUGGAAGUCGAAGAAUUCGAAUUUAGCCAUCAAGAUUAUGGUGACUUGGAAACUGAGCUUUUACCAAGAAAAUAUCAUAACGAUUUGAUUGAUGUUGGUUAUUCGCAUCGAAAUUCAGGCAUUUAUGAUGAAUCUAAUAUGACUAGGUCGUCGAGUGGAUACUUGGAGGGACUGCGAUCCCACUUAGGGGGAUGGACCCAAAAAUUGAAAUCCUGGUACUAUGGAAGUUCUCUACAAUUAUCAAACAAACACGGGCGGUCAUACGAUGGUAAAAAUGAAUUGUUGGAUGAGGAUGGAAGUUACCGAAGAGAAAGUGGUUUUAUAGAAUCAUCGUGUUCCAAUAAUAUACAAAACGAAUCUCAGAUAAUGUUGGAUCAACAAGGCAAUCUUCGUAUAAUUGUUAAAAAGAUUAAACCAUUACUCGGGAUUGCAAUUGAAGGUGGAAUCAACACAAAACAUCUUCUUCCAAGGAUAAUAAAUAUACAUGAAAAUGGGGCUGCAUACGAAGCUGGUGGUCUUGAAGUCGGCCAGUUGAUCUUAGAAGUCGACGGUCAAAAAGUAGAAGGAAUGCCUCAUCAAGAAGUAGCUAGGCUCAUCGCAGAAUCUUUUGCACAAACUGACAAAUCCGAAAUCGAGUUUCUUGUAGUUGAAGCAAAGAAAUCGAAUUUAGAACCAAAACCUACCGCAUUGAUAUUUUUAGAAAGUUAACCAGUUGAAAAAACAGCUAUUGAUAACAAAAAUCCCUAUUUAUUAAGUUCAGAGAUAGACUCCAAUAACGUGACGACUAUUAAUAAACUAAUUGGAAACAUACAAAAUGUUUGUUUAAAUACAUUUAUUUGUAUGAUUCAUUUUAUUUAUC